CGAGAAGUCGACAAAGACAGUGGUGGAAGACGGCCACCUUGGAAUGACAAGAAAGCUGUACCGGCGGGCAAACAUGCCAAGAUCUACAUAAUGCUAGUCGGCAAGAAAGGCUGCGGAGAAUAGGGGGCAAAUGCCGACUUUCCUAUCUACGAUGGUUUCGUUGUCGGCCGUCGUGGCGGAAUACACCGCCCGAUGGCAACAUAUUGCCACCAAAACCAACGUCCUCUUAGUGACCUCUGGAUCUGCUGUUUCCCAGGUACAUUGAGAUCCGACUGUCUUUAAAAUGGUGGCUACGAAGCCGUUGCAGAAAACAGAUGCUAUCAUCGUGGUAGGGGCUGGGAUUUUUGGCCUGAGCACGGCGCUACAUCUCGGCUUACGAGGCUACAAAAAUGUGACUGUAUUCGAUCGACAACCUUACGAUGACACAAAGUAUGAAUACACCGCGGGGGCCGAUUCGGCAUCAUCAGACAACUACAAAAUAAUUCGCUCUGGGUAUGGCUCGGAAAAGGUGUAUCAAGAUCUUUCCACCGAGGCUAUUCAACACUGGAAUGCCUGGAACGAAGAGAUCCUAAGCGGAGAAUGCGUUCCAGAUGGCAUGACACGGUCUGAUAAGGUCUUCAUUAACAACGGACAUCUAUCAUUGACUGACAAGGACGACCUACCUGAAUUCGAGAAAGCAACGAUCCAAAACAUGGAGGCUGCCGGACAGCCUAAUACGCAACUUGUCACAACUGAUCCUGGCCAAGUUGAUAUCGCGGAUCGCAAGGGAUUGGGAUUUGCUAUUGACCCGUUUCAGCGGAGAGCCAAAGGUAAAGGCUACCUCGGUGUGCUCGACACGACAGGAGGCGUCGCCGUGGCACAUAAGGCUUGUCGAUUUGCCCUUCAUAAAGCCAGAUUGCUUGGAGUGAAUUUUGUGCUCGACCCACACUCCGGCGCCGUGGAAUCAUUCUGCUACGAUGCUGGGGGCAAGGUAAACGGGGUGCAGAUGAAAGAUGGAAAAAAGCGUCACGCCUCGAAGGUCGUCGUAGCCUGUGGAGGCUGGACCCCGUCUAUUCUACCCGUACUAGACGGGAUCUGCGAAACCACCGCUGGAUCCGUGAUAUUGAUCAAGAUACCACCCGACAGCGCCCUCUAUGAGCGACUUGCUCCGGAAAGGUUCCCAUCAUGGGCGUGGAACAUGCGUGACGGCAAACUCGGUGGGCUCUACGGCUUUCCCCGCGACGAAAACGGAUAUUUGAAGAUUGGCUACCGGGGCACGAAGUACACCAACCCCAAGGUACAAGAGGAUGGGAAGGAACGCAGUGUGCCGGUGACGAGAUAUACUGCCGAGGAGACGAUCACGCAAGUCCCGCAACAAGCCAUGAAGGUGUUCAAGUCGUUCAUAUUGGAAUAUUUCCCCGAUUUGGCAGAGAACGGCAUCGACAUCGAGCUUACCAGACUGUGUUGGUACACUGAUUCCUUCGAUAACCAUUAUGUCGUCGACAAUAUACCUGGACAAGAUUCACUCAUGGUCGCUACUGGUGGAAGCGGACAUGCAUUCAAAUAUUUGCCCAACGUCGGCAAAUGGGUCGUAGAUAUCAUCGAAGGGGUCGGUCUUGAGCGUGACUUGGUGAAGCACUGGCGCUGGAGAACAUUGCAGUCUGGUGAGAAGCCCUUCAAUGUCCUUCAGGAGGGCAGCAGUGGUCCAAGAGCCUUGAGAAAUGUUGAGAUGUCGACGGAUAAGGACUUGAAAUUGUCUGCGCAGUCCCGUUUAUGAUGACACUCUUUUGCGACGCGCAGAGAUUCGCGUCAGACUUCCACGUAUGAACUUAUUCUAGGACUUUUGACAUGUUCUUCCUGU
Messenger RNA from Exophiala viscosa, 1840 nucleotides. RefSeq names its product putative sarcosine oxidase. Lineage: Eukaryota; Fungi; Ascomycota; Eurotiomycetes; Chaetothyriales; Herpotrichiellaceae. Gene Ontology annotation, molecular function: flavin adenine dinucleotide binding; sarcosine oxidase activity. The record is from RefSeq and is a predicted model, not a curated record. The coding region runs from base 284 to 1756 and encodes 490 amino acids. The transcript is spliced from 2 exons.